Messenger RNA from Tinamus guttatus (white-throated tinamou), 1509 nucleotides. NCBI's taxonomy places the organism in Eukaryota, Metazoa, Chordata, Aves, Tinamiformes, Tinamidae. The record is from RefSeq and is a predicted model, not a curated record.
UAAGUCCAGAGGAGAGAUCCUUCAGGGGGUGAGAGAGAGGCAUAUCUGUAUUGCAAAUAAAAAUAAUUACAACCACCAACCAAAUAAAAAAAAGUAACAGCCAAGAGAAAAAAAAAAACACUUUCAAUCAAGGACUUUGGAAAUCAGAGAUCACAGAAAUUAUACUAAUAGCAAGGAGGAAAAAAGAGGCGAGAAAUCCAGCGACCAUGGGCCAGCCUGACUUCCUAGUGUGUACUUUCUGUUCUCUCUCCUUUUUCCCAAGGUAAUUGCAGUCUGCCGAGAGGGAGUUAAAUGGGAUUAAAAGAUCUGUGUAAGCAAAAGGACCCAGAAGAGAAGGAGGAAGGAGUGAGCCGUCCGGGCCAGGGGGUGUCUUUGACACAGCUGAGCCCCUUAGAGAGGCAGAGCGCUGAGCUCCUGGGAAGGAUGUACCCGCAAACCAGCCUGUCCCCCUUUUUCUGAUGGAUUGCUGCAAAAAUUGCCCGAAAGAGACAAUGCACUAAACGUGAUGGAGCCGGAAUCAGAGCCGGUCUCCAGACUCAGAGCUACCGCGGCAGGCAGGGGGGGACUCUGCUUUCUCUGGACUGUUUUAUGUUUUACCUGGUUCCUGGGAUUCACACAGGGAAGUUCUGAAGAUGUGGAUGUUCUUCAAAGACUUGGCCUGGCAGGGAAGAAACCAUCGAACGGGUGGUCCUUGUCACGUGCAGUUCCUCAGGGGGUCAUUCCUUUCAAAUCGGGGGUCAUCUUCACUCAGCGAGCACGUAUCGAAGCACCAGUCAGCACCAUCUUCCCCAGGGGCUCCAGCACUGACCUGGUCCUGGUGUUGAGCCUGUGCUCCCACCGUAUUAACAACGCUUUUCUCUUUGCUGUCAAAAGUAAAAAGAAAAAACUGCAACUCGGGGUCCAGUUUGUCCCUGGGAAGAUUAUUGUGUACGUGGGCCACAAACGCUCUGUAUAUUUUGAUUACAAUGUCCACGAUGGCCAGUGGCACAAUAUGGCCAUCAAUAUUCGAGGCCAGACAGUCACUUUAUUUACUUCUUGUGGGAAGCGCAGAGUACAUGCGGAUUUGCAUUUUAAAAAGGACGAGGCAUUGGAUCCACAUGGAUCUUUCCUCUUUGGGAAGAUGAACCAGCACUCGGUGCAGUUUGAAGGAGCCAUCUGCCAGUUUGAUAUUUAUCCUUCUGCCAAGGCAGCUCAUCAUUACUGUAAAUACCUGAAAAAACAGUGCAGGCAAGCAGAUACCUACCGGCCAAACUUGCCGCCCCUUAUCCCACUCCUGCCGAGGGAUCCCAAUGCCUCCCCGAGUACCCCGCAGCACCUGGACCCCUCGCUUCAGGGUCUGAAAAACCUGACCACUGUGACCCCAUCCUUGGAGCUUAGCAGGGUCACUGCACCCUUGAAGUCUCGGAGUUCAGGUGCAACAACCAUCCCAUCGGUUUCAUCAACGUUGCCACUGCCAAGACCGACCAAGCAAGCCGAUAUCCGGGAUCAAAAGGGGAGAGAGGACCUCAG